Globicephala melas (long-finned pilot whale) is the source of this 2212-nucleotide messenger RNA. Its product is annotated as myeloid-associated differentiation marker-like. Gene Ontology annotation, cellular component: cell-cell junction; plasma membrane. The record is from RefSeq and is a predicted model, not a curated record. Lineage: Eukaryota; Metazoa; Chordata; Mammalia; Artiodactyla; Delphinidae.
AUGGCUGUAGAUCCUGGCCAGAAGCAGCUGUCGCCCCGACAUUCCCAGCUGAACUCCCCUCCUCACCCCAGGACAAGGUGGAGGGGCCGGAGCCUCGGGGACCUGACGCCUGCCUGGCUGCAAGACAUUUGUCACCCAGCUCAGGCUUGGCUGUCGCUGGAGAAGCCAACACUGAGAGCCUCCAUCAUCUUCCGCAUCACCUACAUCCACUUCUUGUCUCCAGGCCCCACCAAGAACCACGCCAUCACCACCACUACAUUCGCCUGCAUGGCUGCUGUGCUUUACGCCACUGAAGUGGCCUGGGUCUGGGUCUGGCCUGGCGAUGUAUCUAACUGUGUGCCCACGUUGCCAGGCAUGCUCAGGAGGCUGGAGAACUAUGUGGCCUGUGUCAUUUUCAUCUUUAUCAGCAGCCCCUACCUGUACCAGUACCAGCUGGCACUGGUGUGGUACGUGGCCAGGUACUCCAUCUGCUUCAUCCUGGGGGCCAUGAACUUCAUGGUGAAGGGGUCUGACUGCGACGAAGAUAAAAAGCUGCCUGUCCGCUUUCCACGUUUCCUGUCGGGGCAGACUGUGCUCUCCAUCUUCUUCUACAUCUGCCUGGUCCUCUGGCCUCUCUACAAGUUCAGUAAGAAGUUUGGUGUCCAGCCCCAGCGGUCCAGCAAUGGGAGCUGCAGAGACAGACUCACCUCCUUGGUGUGCAUCUGGGACCAACGACUGGCUGUGACCGUAAUGACAGCCAUCAACCUGCUGAUUUAUGCAGCCGAUAUGGCAUACUUGGCCCAAGAGGCUUUUGUAGGGACUAAGGAUCAACCCAGGGGCUCCAGAUUCCUAUUCUAACUGGAAGUUUCUACACGGAGUUCUGAUGUCCUCUUCCUGUCCCCUCUCUCCCUGCUCACAUCCUUCCCCAACCAUCUCGCUCUCUUUUCUGCUCCCUUCCCUCCUUCUGCUCUGUCUCCUUCCUGUUUUGUGUGAUUGCCCAGAUCCUGUUUUGCCUCUUUCUCUUUUCACUCUCUUAUUUUCUACAUUUUCUGCUUUUUGGCCCUUUUCUGGUCAUUUUUGUGUUCUUGUCUCCUGUGUCCUGACCGCCUCUUCCUCUUUUCCUUCUUCUGAUCCACCGGGACCCUGAGCUUCUUCCUCCUCUGCCCACCACUCCCCUCCCACCUCCUAAGGUGCUGACUCCACAUCACACAGCCCUCUGUGCAGCUGUUCACACCCUGGGCCUCCGGAGGGGCCUCACAGCCAAAGCAUGCCUGUGCCCCUGGCUGUGCCUUCGUUGGGGUGUGUGUGUGCGGGUUUGGGGUGUGGGGUGGGUAGCUAGGCACUGGGCCUCCGUUCUUCCAGUGGAGGGGGGUGUACAGUGCACCUCCCCUUUAAGUUAAAAAAAAAAAACUCUGGAUGUCAGUAAUUUCCAGUGGGCGGGAGGAUUAAAGCCUCUAGAUUCUAAGGCCCCACCUGGUGCUCAGCCACACCUGAGACUGGCUCUAGAAUUUUUCCAGGCUUACAAAAACCCACUGCCUAGAGGCCACCUUAAAGGUAGUUGGUAUGCCUUCCAACCCAGCUACUCUCUGGGGAAUCAAAAAAAAGGACCUGGCAAAAAAUCACAGGGUCUUGGAGACAACCUUCUGCAGUGUUUGUGAGGGGCAGUGAUGUGGCCCUCCUGCCUCGGUGUUCAAAACAGCAUGUCCUGCCUCUGCGGGGAGACAAAAACGGCCACUGCCAGCCUUAACGGUGAUAUUAGCCUGGGUGUUUUAUUUUUGUUUUCUUUUUUCAGAAAAAUGGUGAAGAUAACACUAUUUACUUAUGACCUGAUUAACGUCACAGGCUCUAUUAUUAGUACUUGGCCUUUUUUACAAGAUUAUUGUUUCUUGCAUUAACAAAUGUGUGACUGAACCUCCGAUAAAAGUAAUGAUGACCAGGAGGGCAAAUGAUGGUCAGGAGGGCAAAAAUUACUGGGUGAUCCUUUUUGUAACGGGGAAGCUUCUUUUCAAAUUUUCUUGGGCAGGUGGCUUGGGGUGGGUGGGCCUUGCUGCCGCCACAGUCAAACUGCACUGCUUACAUGUGUUUCUCUGUGCCUCUUGCUUUCUGCUGCUGCUUCCUGCUUCUCUGGGACUCAUGAAUAAUGUGACCUAUAAAAUGUAUAUAAUUUUUUAAAAAUUCCCCAGAACUUCUGUUUCCCAUCAGCUCCUUCUUGCAAUAAUAGAAAAAAAAAAGC